AUGUUGCGCCGAGUAGCUUUGUUCUCCGUUCUCGCCGCGCGCCUCGCCCUAGGCGCUCCUGCGACGGAAGGGAAACCCGUCGUCGAUCUCUCAUAUGGGUCUUUCCAAGGGACCGUAACGGGGAACACCACCAUGUUCCUCGGUAUGCCCUAUGCGAGUCCCCCAAUUGGUGCACUUCGCUUUGAACCUCCUCAGCUACCAGUUCCCUUCGCUGGUGUGAGGCAGGCCACGCAGUUCGGCUCGGCGUGUCCACAACAGAAGACUACAUUACAUCAAAUAUUGCCAUUCGAGAUUGAGAUCUCGGGGUACAAUGGGACGGCUUCUGAGGAUUGCAUGUUCAUUAACGUCUACACGCCCGCUGGCUUUACAGCGGAGGACAACCUUCCAGUAAUCUUCUGGGUCGAACGGGGUGCCUUCGCGUCCGGAGAUUCCUCUCUUUAUGCCGGUCAAAACAUUGUUGACCGAUCGGUGGCGUUGGGCGAGCCAGUCAUCUUUGUAUCGCACAAUUAUCGUCUGAAUGCAUUCGGCUUCCUGGCCAGCCAAGAGGUGCAAGAUGCCGGGCUAACGAACAUUGGAAUGAGAGAUCAGCGUUUCGCGAUGGAGUGGGUUCGCAGCAACAUCCGUGGCUUCGGAGGAGAUCCUACGAAGGUGACCCUCUGGGGCGAUAGUUCUGGGUCUCUUGCGGUCGCUCUUCAGCUCGUUAUUGACAACGGCGAUACCCAUGGUCUUUUUAGGGCGGCAAUUAUGGAAUCAGGAUCUACGACUCCAUUGCCUGCGAUGUCCGGUGGACAGCCGUACUAUGAUAUUCUCGUUGAGAAUACGAACUGCACUGAUGCAGAAGACACAUUAGAGUGCUUACGCUACGCACCAUAUGAAGCAUUGAUCGAUGCAGUCCAAUUGACACCCAAUGUCUACGAUUAUCAGAGCUUGGACUUCGCCUGGGUCCCGCGCAUCGACAACGACUUGUUCUCUCGUAGUCCUCAGAAAUCCUACCAACUUGGUCUCUAUGCGCAUAUUCCGUUGUUAACGGGUGAUUGCGAUGACGAAGGCACUUUGUUUUCGUUAACGAGCGUUAAUGUGACGACCGACGCCGAAUUCCUCACAUAUAUUCAGACAUUUUUUGUAUCUGGUGCCACAGAUGAACAACUUCAGGCCAUUGCAGAGGCCUACCCGCAGGAUCCCGCUGAUGGCUCUCCCUUCGGCACAGGUAACAACUAUACCUUGUCUCCUCAAUACAAGCGCAUUGCUGCAUUCCAAGGUGACUGGGAGUUCCAAGCCCCUCGUCGCUUCACUUUGGGCAUUGCUUCUAAGAGCCAGAACACCUGGGCUUACCGCUACUCUCGUGGUGAUAACUAUCCUUACCUUGGGUCCUACCACUCGUCUGAUCUUCCUGAGUUUUUCACGGAUGUGGAUUACAUUGGAAUGGAUGCGAUCAUUAAUUUCGCAACGAACUUGGAUCCCAAUGCGCCGGCUGAUCUUCCUGCUAAUAUCAGCCACCUGUCUGGCUUCCACUGGCCCUUGUGGAACUCGUCUGCGGAUGCUCCCCCACUCUUUACGUUCACCGACCCUGUGCCGACCUUUAACAUCACUUCUGAUACUUACCGAUUGGAGCAGACCAACCUCCUCACCACCAUCGCCCUCCAGAUGGUCUGA
Fibroporia radiculosa is the source of this 1653-nucleotide messenger RNA. RefSeq lists its product as uncharacterized. Lineage: Eukaryota; Fungi; Basidiomycota; Agaricomycetes; Polyporales; Fibroporiaceae. The transcript has 15 exons. The coding region runs from base 1 to 1653 and encodes 550 amino acids. The record is from RefSeq and is a predicted model, not a curated record.